Effrenium voratum is the source of this 613-nucleotide messenger RNA. The record is from the annotation of a GenBank genome assembly. NCBI's taxonomy places the organism in Eukaryota, Dinophyceae, Suessiales, Symbiodiniaceae.
CAGGCUAUUGUCCGCUGCUAGGACGAGCGUAGAUUUAGGAGCAUGACCGGCGCCCGAUGUCAGAAUUGGACAAUCUUUGCUUCAUUCCGCUCAUCAUCCUUUGGGUCGCUCCAUUUGUGGCGCUCAUGCUUUCCGUUGCUCCCUUCUUGACAUCUCCUCUGCCGAUCAUGGGCGUUUUGCUUCCCAUCCUCGGCUUCGCUGUCAGUGCCGUGCUGUACCUACUCCCCAGGGCAGCAAGAGCAGGCUCUUCGCGCGUGGCUCCCGAAGGCUACGCCAAAACCCAUGGGACCCAGGCGCCGUCCAACAGCCUUGAGGUAGAAAGCUGCAGCGACAUCUCCGAUGCCUCGUUCCUCAGAAGAUGACACGGCAGUGCCCUCAUAGUUCGGGAGCUCAGUAGCUAUGCACGUCUUUCUGCCGGACGUUUGACCCGGAGACUGGUAUGUAUUUCAAUCUUAGGCAUCUCCACCUCUGCCUCCCGAACAAAUGCCUGGCAGGUGCUUGAGGAUGAAUUCGCACGCGCUUUCACUGCAUCCAACAAGAGCGUCUGGUAUUCUUAUCCACGCUGCGGAAACGCACCGUGCACGUUUCACCUUGCAGCUUCGAGGGGCUGCAG